Messenger RNA from Pyricularia grisea, 1416 nucleotides. RefSeq lists its product as uncharacterized. Gene Ontology annotation, molecular function: protein binding. The record is from RefSeq and is a predicted model, not a curated record. Lineage: Eukaryota; Fungi; Ascomycota; Sordariomycetes; Magnaporthales; Pyriculariaceae. The transcript is spliced from 2 exons. Bases 1 to 1416 code for a protein of 471 amino acids.
AUGGCCCAGUCAUCAAAGGCACUGGUUCUUUACCAGGGAGACCCCAGAGAUAAUCUUGCCAAGUACAUAUCCGACGUCCAAGAGGGCCACGAUGUGUAUGCAGCACAGCUCUCCUCGGCGGGUCAGCUGCCAGCAUUGAUGGCUCUACCGGUCGAGCUCUUUAUGCAGAUUUACGACCUUUUGACGGUAGAGAGCCAGGCAAUGCUUGCAGUUACGUGCAAGAGCCUGUACCGCAGCAUGUUCCCUCACGUUGCCAUCAAGCAGGUCAAACAUCGAGGUGGGAUGCUGCGGUGCAUCGAGCGGCAGACGCCGCAACAAUACUACUGCCCGGUCUGUGUCAAGCUACAUAGUUGGCACCUAGAGGACGACGGCAAACCAACCUUUCCCAUCCGCGACGACAUGACCUCGAGCUGCGGUGUCACAAAGUGGCUCUUCCCCAGCGACCCGGGCCCGUACGCUGAGACCACGCACGAGACGACCGACUACGAGGUCGACUACCGCACCGCCCGCCUGGCCGUUCGCGCCGUCACCCUUGGCCCGUCCUUCGGCCCUCCUCUCGCCACUCUCGAGAAGCGCGCGUCUUGGCAGCCGUGCCAAGUCAUGGCCAACGAGCACGGCCACCUCCUGGAUGGGGUGGCCGUCGAAUACCACUACGAGCCGCGCGUCAUCGACGGCAUCCUGCACGUGCGCGCCACGUACGUCGUGAGCGACAAAUCGGGCAGCCCGGACCUGUGGAACCUAUGGAUGGAGAAGCCAGACCUGGGUCCCUGGAUCUGCCCAGGGAGGAGGGUGUUUGGGGAGUUUGAGGGCCAGGCCGGGAGGUGUCGCUGCUUCGAGGACGCGCUCGGGGAAGAUACCGACCUGGAGUCUUGUUCCGAAUUUGGGUGGUCGGCCGAGGAGGAGGUGAGGUGCAGCUGCGCCAAGACGCUGGCCGAGGUGUGCGCUCUCGAAAUCAAGACGAUGGCCAGGUGCGAGUGCGUCACAUGGGCGUCGCAGUACUGCGGGUCCGAGUGGGAGAUCACCAAGAAAGCCUCCCCUGCCGGGGCUGGUGGCUGGGAGUUGAGCUGGCAGGUGUGGAGGCGGUUCGACGUGCUGGCCGAGUGCGGUCUGCACGAGUGGUUUCGCGAUCCGUACUUUGACGAGCUGGACGACGGGCGCUGGAUGUGUCCCUACUACGGACUCAAGACGGGCGCCAGGAGGGCUUGGCUUCUGGCGGAGGCGGCUGAGCGGGGUGACGACGAGGAGGCUGUCAAAGGGCAGCUUGAUGAGGACGAGGAGAGGAUGAACGAGGAUGAUUUGUCCGAGUAUGACGAGGCAAAGUGGCUCCAGGUCAUGUGGGAGGAGACGGGGGAAUGGUUUGAGGGAGCGCCCAGGUCUGUUUGGGGUCGAGAACCAGAGUGGGACUAUUGGAAUUGA